Messenger RNA from Triticum dicoccoides, 1237 nucleotides. Its product is annotated as transcription repressor OFP13-like. The record is from RefSeq and is a predicted model, not a curated record. NCBI's taxonomy places the organism in Eukaryota, Viridiplantae, Streptophyta, Magnoliopsida, Poales, Poaceae. The transcript has 2 exons. Gene Ontology annotation, biological process: negative regulation of DNA-templated transcription. Bases 37 to 1011 code for a protein of 324 amino acids.
ACCACGACCCACCCUUCCGUGAAACGCGGCAGCGCAAUGUCUCCCCUGCACCCUCCCCACCUGCAUUUCCGCAAGCUCAAGAAGCGCGCGCGCGCCGCCAUCGGAAGCGGCAGCCACCGCCCCGCCGCCAAGGCCAGGAAGGGCCUCGCCGCCAUCCUGUACAAGCUCCGCGACGUGCACCGCCCGCCGUCGUCGCCGCCCUCGCCAUCUCCGUCGCCGUCGACCCCGCAACACCGGCAGCUCUGCUACCCGCCGGCCCCGUCCACGUGGCCGUGGCCGUCGUGCCGUCACCCACGCACCAGCUCAUUCCGCGCGCGCCCUGAGGAUGCCGCGGCCGUCGUGUACCGGACCGCGAACACAGUGUACGACACACGGUCGGAGCACUUCCUACGGCGCCCGUCCCUGGAUGAAGCGUCGUGCAGUGGCCGGAACUCCUUCGCCGUGUCGGGACAGGCUGCCGUGGAUCGGGAGCCGGAGGCGGAGGAGAGAAAGGAGCAGCAGCUGCGUGAGACAGCCGUCGUGCGCGGCGUGCGGUCGGAACGGCUCUUCUUUGAGCCGGCCGGCGCAGAGUUCUUCUCGCCCACGCAGGCGGAGGCGCUAGGCAAGACCGAAGACAUCACCACGGACGCGGCCGCCGAGGACGAAGAAGCGAACACCGCGCCGGCCGGCAAGACCGAGCAGAAGCCGGCAGAUUACUCCGAGCUGAAGGCUGGCGCGGUGGUGGUAUCAAUGGAGUCGGAGGACCCGUACGGCGACUUCCGAGCGUCCAUGGCGGAGAUGGUGGCGGCGCACGGGCUGCGGGACUGGGAGGGCCUGGAGGAGCUCCUGGCGUGGUACCUCAAGCUCAACGCCAAGGGCGUCCACGGCGUCAUCGUGGGCGCCUUCGUGGACCUGCUCGUGAGCCUGGCGACCCCGCCGAGUCCGUCGCUGCCGUCGCAGUCGCCGUCGUCGUCGUGCAUUACGUUCGAGGAUUACUCGUCGGCCACCUUCGACGACGAAGAGAAGUGCUGAUCAGGAACUCGUUUUGAUUCCUCCUCCUUUUUUUAGUCUCGCCCAGAGUCAGAACUCAGAAGAGAGUUUUUGUGUUAAAUAUUUGUGAGCUGGUGAGAGGUAUGGAAUGAUUGUACAGUUGCCAAAACUAAUCGAUGCUGACCCGCUACUCCAUUAACGUGUACUCCUAGUAUAUUUGUUGCUGAGAUGAUCCAUUGACCAUACUUGCAUAUUCUUUUUUUUUUCU